AACCGACAUAUAGAGACGUGGCAGAUAAGGAAAUAACUAGAGUGCGUUAGGACUUUUCGAUCCAAAGGACUCACAGCUGGUCUUGUGAGUUGGUGUUGACUUGGACAACAAAAAAAAACCUCAUCAGUUGGACGAAAGCGUUUUCGAGGAGCAGGAAACUAAUGGCGGAGUCACUUUUAUCAUUUGGAGUAGAAAAGCUGUGGGACCUCCUAGUCAGAGAAUCUGACCGACUUCAAGGGGUUGAUGAGCAGAUCAAUGGACUAAAGAGUGAUUUGAAUAUGUUGAAAUGCUUUUUGGAAGAUGCAGAUGCCAAGAAACAUACAAGUGCAAUGGUGAGAAACACUGUGAAAGAGAUCAAAGAAAUUGUUUACGACGCAGAAGAUAUAAUCGAAAUCUUUCUUCUAGAGGAAGGACUCGGAAAAACAAGUAGCAUCAGGAAGAGUGUGAGAAGAUUUCCUCGCGUCGUGGUGAAACGCAUGGGGCUUGCUCUCGAUAUGAAAGCCAUAAGCAAUAGAAUAUCUAAGGCGAUCCGCGAUAUGCAGAGUCUUGGCGUGCAACAAGUCAUUGUCAGUGAAACGUAUGCACAGGAGAGACAAAAGGAAAUGCGACAAACUUUUUCAAGUGAUACUGAAGACCAUCUUGUGGGUUUGGAGGAGAAUGUUGAGCAAUUAGUUUGCUAUUUGACGGAGGAAAAUAGUAGCAGCCAAGUGGUUUCUAUAACCGGGAUGGGCGGUAUUGGUAAAACUACCCUAGCAAGACAAGUUUUUAAUCACGAGAUAGUAAAAAGCCAUUUUCCAGGACUCGCAUGGGUAUCUAUCUCACAACAGUUUACAAGGAAGUAUGUGUGGCAGACGAUCUUGCGGAAACUUAGGCGAGAGUAUAAGGUGUUAGAGAUGACAGAAGAUGAACUCCAAGAAGAACUUGUUCGGCUGUUGGGAAUACAAAAGACUUUGAUUGUCCUUGAUGAUAUAUGGAGAGAAGGAGACUGGGACAUAAUCAAACCAAUAUUUCCACGACACAAAGGUUGGAAGAUACUACUUACUUCCCGCAACGAAGGUGUGGCAUUACGAGCAGAUCCAAAAUGUUUCACUUUUAAACCAAAUUGUCUAACUCUUGAUGAAUGUUGGUAUAUUUUUCGGAGGAUAGCAUUUCCUAGGAACGACACGACCCAACUUAAUGUUGAUGAAAUGGAAGAGAUGGGUAAGCAGAUGAUCAAACACUGUGGAGGACUACCUUUGGCAGUAAAGCUGUUAGGAGGUUUGCUAGCUUCUCAAUACACAUUGCAUCAGUGGAAAAGGAUAUAUGAGAAUAUAAGAUCUCACAUCAUUGGAGAGACUAGCUACAAUGCCGACAACAGCAAUUUGGUUUAUCAUGUAUUAUCUUUGAGUUUCGAGGAGUUGCCUAGUUGUUUGAAGCAUUGCUUCCUCUACCUGGCUCAUUUUCCAGAAGAUUGUCCAGUAGAUGUUGAGAAACUGGCCUACUACUGGGCCGCGGAAAGAAUGCCAAAACCUGUGUAUUAUGAAAGAACAAGUGUUCGAGAUGUCGUUGAUGGCUACAUAGAAGAGUUGGUUAAAAGAAAUAUGGUUAUCUCCGAAAGAGAUGGUAGGACUUUGAGAUUUGAAAAAUGCCACUUGCAUGACACCAUGAGAGAAGUUUGUCUUCUUAAAGCCAAAGAGGAGAACUUUCUACAAAUUGUUCAUGGCACCACCUCUGAAUCUUCUUCUCAAUCUCGCAGACUCGCUAUACAUCGUCUUGAUAAAACAUUUAACGAAGAGAAGGAGAUAAAUAAUCCAAAACUUAGAUCUCUCUUGGUUAUCUUGAAGGACAUGAGAACAGAUUGGAUCAUUAAAUCAAUUAGCCAGUAUUGAAACCC
This is a messenger RNA of Raphanus sativus (radish), 1873 nucleotides long. Its product is annotated as probable disease resistance protein At1g59620. The coding region runs from base 162 to 1868 and encodes 568 amino acids. The record is from RefSeq and is a predicted model, not a curated record. Gene Ontology annotation, biological process: defense response to other organism. NCBI's taxonomy places the organism in Eukaryota, Viridiplantae, Streptophyta, Magnoliopsida, Brassicales, Brassicaceae. Gene Ontology annotation, molecular function: ADP binding. The transcript is spliced from 4 exons.